This is a messenger RNA of Cyphomyrmex costatus, 5067 nucleotides long. RefSeq lists its product as uncharacterized. Bases 1 to 5067 code for a protein of 1688 amino acids. NCBI's taxonomy places the organism in Eukaryota, Metazoa, Arthropoda, Insecta, Hymenoptera, Formicidae. Gene Ontology annotation, biological process: DNA integration. Gene Ontology annotation, molecular function: nucleic acid binding. The transcript is spliced from 4 exons. The record is from RefSeq and is a predicted model, not a curated record.
AUGUCAGUGCAAGAUCUCACCAAGCUAAAGAGGCAGCGCGGGCUUAUCAAAGCCUCCUGCACGCGCAUUAAAACUUACGUAGAUUCAAUAACUCAGCCUUCUGCUUUUAUAAUUGCUCAACUCGAGGAGCGAAAAAAUAAAUUAGAGAGUCACUGGAUCGAGUACAAUACAGUGCAAACAGAGUUAGAGCUCGUCGACGAAACCGAGUGCAAUGAUCGUACUCCCUUCGAAGAGGCUUUCUAUUCAUUGGCCGCAAAAAUUAGAGAACUAACGAUCUCCACGCCUCCAGUCCGCCGGUCGGAUACAAUUUCGCCUUCAAGUUUGCGGGGGGCGUCAGAAUCGUUUUCUCAUGUACGACUUCCGAAAUUAAAUCUUCCUAAUUUUUCGGGCAAGUAUGAUGAGUGGUUUCCGUUCCGUGACAUUUUCAAUUCAGUUAUACAUUCAAAUGGCACCCUCAGUGAUGCUCAAAAAUUACAAUAUUUGAAAUCAUCGGUUAUUGGCGAAGCGAGUGGCAUUAUUUGUUCGUUGGAAAUCUCCGAUGCUAAUUACGAAGUCGCAUGGACGUGCCUUAAAGAUCGUUAUGACAACGAACGCGUGGUUGUACAGAAUCACAUUAAAGCGAUAAUGGAAUUGCCAUCUUUAUCUAAGGAGAACCUUCUAGAGUUACGACAAGUAGCGGACGGAGCUACUAAACAUUUACAUGCGCUUCAAUCAUUGAAACGCCCUUGUGACAAGUGGGACGACAUAUUAACCCCUUCGCUAUGUCGGCUGAAAUCAGAAAGUGGGCCAAAAGAGACAUCGGCACUCAAGGGGUUAAUCGUUAUCUUGGUCUCGAAACUCGACUCGCACGCAGCUCGCGAAUGGCAGUCUUCGCUAACGGGUUCCGAUCUUCCUACUCUUAAGCAGUUUUUUUACUUUCUCAAUCAUUAUAAUCAAGCGCUUGAAGCAAGUAGUAAACCAAGCAACAGUAAUGCGAAAGGGGGCGCCAAAGCCUCCCAAUCAGAUUCAAAACGUCAAGUAUCGUGUCCUUCGACAGUCAAGGCCAAAUGCAAUUAUUGCAAGGGAGAACACUCCGUUUAUUAUUGCAAAGACUUCCUAACUCUUUCCGUUCCACAGAGAAACGCUGAAAUCCGCAGUCGAAAGCUUUGCAUCAAUUGUUUGAGAUCCGCUUCUCACAACGCGAACAAGUGCCCAUCAGGCAAUUGUAAGGUGUGUCAGAGCAAGCACAACACCCUCCUGCAUUCCGCGACGGGCGCUGCCCCGGCGCCAGAACAAAAUGGUGACAUGGCCGAGAAUUCUAAACCCCCCAAUCCUACCCAAGUUAUGUCCACUCACGUCUCGCACCCUACCGGCGAUAGUGAUGUCAUCCUAUCAACGGCCGUUGUGCAAUAUCUAGAAACAUUAGGCCUAAACUCGCGGCCUCUAAAUAUCACUAUUUCCGGCGUGAAUGGCUCCGCGACUACAUCUUCUCAAGCGGUGAAGAUACGAUUACAGUCUCGCAUAAGCCCGUACACAGCCGUGACGGAAUGCAUCGUGUCGAAUCAAGUGACCGAGCGGCUUCCGACCACUUCAUUCAAGUGGAGUGCUUUCAAGCUCCCGCGCAACAUAACGCUUGCCGAACCGAACUUCAACGUGUCCUCUCAAAUAGACGUGCUAUUGGGCGUCGAGCUAUUCUGGGAGUUAUUGUGCGUCGGGCAGAUACGCGGUUCUUCAACCCAUCCGCUGUUGCAAAAAAUCAGAUUAGGGUGGAUCUUAGCUGGCCGACUCAACGGUCCAGCUUCGCCUUCGCGAGUCCAGGCUUGCCACGCGAUGAUAACUAACCAGCAAUUACACGAUCAAAUUGAUCGUCUUUGCAACGUUUCGCGGGAUCCGCAGGGUCGGUAUGUGGUGAAGCUUCCUAUCAAGGAACAUCUCCUUCCCAAAUUAGGGGAUUCUCGAGAAAUCGCCUUCAAGAGGCUCAAGGCAUUGGAAAGACAUCUUUCGCGCGAUCCAGUUUUAAAAAAUCAAUACAGUCAAUUCUUGCGCGAAUAUUUGGCGUUGAAGCACAUGUGCAUGUUACCUCCAUUUUCCGAUGAAAACGCGACAGCGUUCUACUUACCUCACCAUGGUGUACAUAAAACCACAGCCGAGUCCUCCAAGCUCCUUGUCGUGUUCGACGCUUCAUGCAAAUCCGAUUCUGGAGUGUCUAUAAACGAUAUUCUAGGUGUAGGUCCGGUAGUUCAGCAAGAUCUUGCAUCAAUAUUGAUGCGCUUUCGCUAUUUUCGGUACGCCAUAUCUGCGGAUAUUGUCAAGAUGUACCGACAGAUACGUUUGCAUCCCUCGCAAACAAGUUUGCAAAGAAUUUUGUGGAGAGCCAACCCCGAGGAUGAGGUCAUGACUUAUGAGCUAUUAACCGUAACCUACGGUACUUCCGCAGCCUCGUUCUUAGCAACACGAUGCCUCACUCUUUUGGCACAGCAAUAUGCGUCCGAAUUCCCCCUCGGUUCCAUCUGCGUUAAACGUGACUUUUACGUUGAUGACCUACUUACGGGAGCCAAUUCUGAACGCGAACUCGAAUCUAUUUGCGACGAGGUAAUACAACUCUUGCGGAUAGGAUUAUUCGAACUUAGUAAAUGGGCAUCUAAUUGCCCUAAAUUGCUAGAAUCUCUACGCGAAUGUGGGGAUGAAUUAAUCACUUUGAACAAUGACCACACGUCAAUUUUGGGCGUCAGGUGGAACCAAUCGCAGGACACAUUUCACUUCUCCUGCGAGCUUGAUCCCGCCGGCAACGCCGCUACCAAACGCUUGAUACUAUCCGAGACAUCUAGAUGUUUCAACCCGCUAGGCCUAUUGGGCCCCAUAAUCGUCAUUGCUAAACUCAUUUUACAGGAGCUCUGGCAGUCCGGUGUCAACUGGGACGAGUCAGUUCCACAGCACAUUCAUACGCGGUGGCUGAAGUUCAGAUCCCAGCUAUUUGAGUUGGAUCAACUGCGAGUUCCACGUGGGGUAGGGUCCAAGUCCGACUCGCUCUUUGUUCAAAUACACGGAUUAUGCGAUGCUAGUCAAAGCGCAUACGGGGCCUGUGUAUAUAUUCGCACCCAGAUGGGUCCGGAUGAAUAUCACUCCGAGCUGCUCUGCUCGAAGUCCCGGGUGGCUCCACUCAAGGCCACUUCAUUGCCGAGGCUCGAGUUGUCAGUAGCAUUGCUAUUAGCACGCCUAAUUGAUAAAGUCAACGAGUCAUUGGGCGCCCCACACGUUUCGAAAUUUCUUUGGUCAGAUUCGACAAUCAGCUUAAACUGGAUAGCCUCCUCAUCUCGAAGAUGGUCCGUCUUUGUGGCUAACCGAGUUGGCGAAAUACAGCGUCUCACUGAAAUUAAGCAGUGGCGUCAUGUCAGCUCGUCCAAUAAUCCUGCCGACAUUCUCUCACAUGGCUUAGGUCCUCGUGAUUUAGCCAAUUCGAACAUGUGGUGGCACGGGCCCCCGUUUUUACAAUUGAGUGACGAUGCUUGGCCCGACGGCGCCUUCGUGCAACUAGGAGAGGACAUUCCUGAACAAAAGAGGGUAGUAUCAACCGCUACCGCUAAGGUGAGCCAUUCUAUCAUAUGCGAACUUCUGAGCAAGUUUUCUAGUCUAAACAAAAUAUGUCGAAUUGUAGCCUACUGCCUACGAUUUUCUAAGACUCGGCACUCUACAGCUUCAACCAGAUUCGUGUCUCCUGAUGAGAUCGCAUAUGCAUUGAAGGUCAUUUGCAGGGACGUGCAAGGACAGGAGUUUCCCUGUGAACAGCAGGCUUUACGCAAAGGGGAAGUCGUCUCUAAUUCGAGUAAACUGUUGUCUCUCUCGUCUUUCAUCGACAAGGAUGGUCUGAUUAGAGUGGGAGGCAGACUGAGGAACUCUCAAGUCCAAUUUGACUCUUGUCAUCCCAUGGUACUUCCUCGCAACCAUGACCUAACUCGACUUGUAAUAGAACGUGAACACGUUCGGAACAUGCACGCGGGUUCGCAGGCAACCAUGGCCGCCAUACGACAAACGUUUUGGCCGUUGUCUUUGCGUUCAAGCACACGGAAGAUUAUACGAAAGUGUAUUACUUGCUUCAAGUCAAACCCGCGUCAUUCGGAAGCUGUGAUGGCCCCUCUUCCUGCUAGCCGCGUCACAGUAUCUCGGCCUUUCUCGCGUUGCGUAGUCGACUACGCCGGUCCGGUUAUUAUAAGAGAAGGAAAAAGGCGCAACGCCAAAAAUCACAAGGCUUACAUUGCCGUUUUUGUAUGCCUUGUCACAAGAGCUGUACACAUAGAACUCGUGAGUGAUCUCACCACCGACGCCUUUUUGGGCGCAUUCAAGCACUUCAUUUCGCGGAGGGGCAAACCGACUCACAUGUUUUCCGAUAACGGAACCACAUUCGUGGGUGCCCAUAGGCAUCUGCGCGAGCUAUACGAAUUCUAUAAUCAAUCGCAAACUCAGGAUCAAAUAAAUCAAUUUUUCAAUGAUCAACAAACAUCCUGGAGUUUCAUCCCGCCAAACGCUCCCCACUUCGGCGGUUUGUGGGAGGCAGCGGUUAAAUUCGCGAAACUGCACAUGACUCGGAUCGUUGGCAGGCCUCACCUAGCUUUUGAGGAGUUUCAAACAGUCUUGUGCGAAAUAGAGGCAAUUCUCAACUCUCGGCCUAUUACAGCAUUAAGCUCAGAUCCAAAUGAUAUGUCACACCUGACACCGGGAAACUUCCUGGUUGGCACUGCACUAAACAGCUUUCCUUCCAGAGAUCUAGAUGACAUUCCGGAAAAUCGCUUACUCAGGUGGCAGCGGAUUGAGCAGAUUCGGCAGCACUUCUGGCGCCGAUGGAGUACCGAGUACUUGCAAUCGUUGCAAGAACGUUCUAAAUGGAAAACCAACAAGGGCACUCAGCUGCUGCCUGAUCAGCUCGUCCUCACAAGACAGUCGAACCUAGCGCCAUUACAAUGGACCCUGGGGCGCGUACAGGAAGUACAUCCGGGAGCUGACGGCGUGGCCCGAACGGCAACCGUUCAGACUGCCAAGGGUCUACUCGCGAGACCUUUAGCUAAGCUGGCGAUUCUACCGCUUGAAACGUAG